Molecule: messenger RNA, 1414 nt
Organism: Lagopus leucura (white-tailed ptarmigan)
Lineage: Eukaryota; Metazoa; Chordata; Aves; Galliformes; Phasianidae
Gene: KCMF1
Product: potassium channel modulatory factor 1
Exons: 6
Coding region: 63-1052 (329 amino acids)
Biological process (GO): synaptic signaling
Cellular component (GO): plasma membrane
Molecular function (GO): zinc ion binding
Source: RefSeq, a predicted model, not a curated record
GCGGCGCCCAAGCAGCCCGCGGGAGCCCCGGAACGGGCCUGGGCCGCCGCCUCCGGACUAGGAUGUCCCGACAUGAAGGUGUCAGCUGCGAUGCAUGUUUAAAAGGAAAUUUUCGAGGUCGACGAUUCAAGUGCUUAAUUUGCUACGAUUACGAUCUGUGUGCAACUUGUUAUGAAAGUGGUGCAACAACAACGAGGCAUACAACUGACCACCCCAUGCAGUGCAUACUAACAAGAGUAGAUUUUGAUUUGUACUAUGGUGGAGAAGCUUUCUCUGUAGAGCAGCCACAGUCUUUCACUUGUCCUUAUUGUGGAAAAAUGGGUCAUACAGAAACAACUCUUCAAGAACAUGUUACUUCUGAGCAUGCGGAAACAUCAACAGAAGUGGUUACAACAAGGGAACAGGCUGCUCAUACAGGAGCAGAAGGAACAAGUCAGGGCCUACUGAACCGAUAUGAGGCUGAAGGCGGAGAUAUUUCAUCACAGAAACUUUUCUCUUCUCUGGCAGAGCUUUUAUCUCAGUUAUCAGGCGUGAGGCGUUCUGCAGGAGGACAGAUCAAUUCCUCUAGCCCUUCUGCUUCUCAGUUACAGCAGCUGCAGAUGCAACUGCAGUUGGAACGACAACAUGCACAAGCAGCGAGACAACAACUGGAGACUGCACGCAAUGCAACUAGACGCACCAACACGAUCAAUGUCAACACCACUAUUACACAAUCUGCAACAACAACCAACACAUCUAACACGGAAAACAGUCAGCAGACUAUCCAGAAUUCCCAGUUUCUUCUUACAAGGUUGAACGAUCCGAAGAUGUCGGAAGCGGAGCGUCAGUCAAUGGAGAGCGAACGGGCGGACCGCAGCCUGUUUGUUCAAGAGCUUCUACUGUCCACUUUGAUGCAGGAAGAAAGUUCCUCCUCAGAUGAGGAUGAGAGGGGGGAGAUUGCCGAUUUUGGUGCUAUGGGCUGUGUAGAUAUUAUGCCUUUAGAUGUUGCUUUAGAAAACCUAAAUUUAAAAGAGAGUAAUAAAGGAAACGAGCCUCCUCCACCUCCUCUUUGAUGACAUCCCACUUUGCAGACAAUGUCCUCUGUGCUGUAUUUGCCAAUGAAAGUGGACAACAACUAUCUUGGGUUUGUUUUGGUGAUUGUAAUUUCAGGUCUGUCACUCUUGUUACGUUGUGUACAUUAAAAAGAAAGAGAAAAAAGAUAUAUAUGAUAAUCAUUUCCACUUAACUAAUUUUUACUUCUAGCAGGUAAAUGUAGGUUGCGGUGCAGAGCAAAAGGCUCUGUGUCCUGUACCUUGACAUGCAAAGGCUCUCCUAAUACUCCACAUUCAAACUGAAGAGGAAAAAAUGAAAAAUCUCUAAUGAAGCUGCUGUGUGUAUUUAUGAAUAUUAAUGAAUAAAAAAUGCUUGGAUGGUU